CAGCGUAGCCUGUUGAUAGGUUAGUUAGAAAACACCUCCUACAUUUCAUUGUGUAUUAAAGGACAUGCAAACUGAAGGGAAACAUUUCUGGAGAACUUUGUUUAAAAAUCCAUACGACCGACUGAACACAGAAGACUUUCUUCUUCUUUUGACUCCUGUUUUUCAACAGAUUUUAACCUGAUUCAGCUCCAUUUUUCAGGGCUGUAGGCUGAACUGCUGUGGGUGAACCAGCCAACUAACCAGUAGGGACUUGAACCACUGCAGGUGAACCAAACAACCACUCCUCAGUCACACAGAAAAAUCCGGAAAAAUGAAGAUCCUCUUUGCCUGUUUGCUGCUGGUGCUGCUCGUUGCCACUGGGUUCUCAAAAUCAAAAGGGAACAAAAAAUCAGAAAAGACAACGCCCAAUCCUAAACCAGCAGAUAAGGAGACACAGAAAUGUUAUGAGAAGUUUAGGAGACAGCAUAUAGACAACAAAAUGACUGCGGUAAAAUGUGAUUCGGAGAUAGGGAAAAAGAAGAUUUACAAUAAUGACAACAGCUGUAAGGAAACCAACACCUUCAUCCUUGAUGAUCCAGCAAAAGUCAAAUCUAUUUGUAACGGUGAUGGUGAAUACGAUGAAAAAACUAACAUGACCAAAAGCAGACAAGCAUUCAAGAUUGUUGUAUGUGAACUAAACAAUCAGGGAGCAAGAAAACCAAAAUGUCAGUAUAAGGGAAAAGAGCUCACUAACAGAUUUGUUUCAGUCAGAUGUCAACAGGGAUUACCUGUGCACUUUGAUGACGACAUACUGGACUCUAAAGCAUUAUGCUGAGUUGCAUCUACUUCAGAACCCUGUCAGUGAGGCAAAGCAAUCUGAAAUGUGAUGCUGCAUCUUCAUUUAACCUUUGACUGUCUAAAAUGAAUAAAAUUACAAAUGUGA
Messenger RNA from Melanotaenia boesemani (Boeseman's rainbowfish), 922 nucleotides. RefSeq names its product ribonuclease-like 3. Lineage: Eukaryota; Metazoa; Chordata; Actinopteri; Atheriniformes; Melanotaeniidae. Gene Ontology annotation, molecular function: nucleic acid binding. The record is from RefSeq and is a predicted model, not a curated record.